AUGAGAGAUCGUUUCAUCCCACACAAUUACAAGCAAGGCCAGUAUGUGAAGUGGAGUACCUUACAACAAAACGGGGACUCUGUGGAGGAUUACAUAAAAGAAUUUGAUAGACUUGCUAUUGUAUGUGAAAUAUCUGAAAAUGAAGAGCUCAAAUUGGGUCGCUUCAUAGCUGGUUUGGAUCAAGAAUUGCAAGAUAAACUUGAAGGUUACACUAACCUCACGUUUAAUGAGGCUUGCAAGUUGGUGAUUAAGUUUGAUGCUAAGAGGAAAAAGAAGAAACCGACUACUAAUCCUCAAGUAGUACGUAAACCCUUUUCCCCCUCAAGAGAAAAUGCUUCCUUUAGCAAACCAAACAAUCCACCAAAGAAGGAUACAAAGGAUGUCAAAAUAGGUGACAUUGUGUGUUACAAGUGUGGAGGACGAGGUCAUUACAAAAGGGAUUGUCCCAACACUAGAGCAUUAACCAUGCAAGAGGUUAGGCUCAUGGCCACGCAAAAUAUCAAUUGGGAGGAGUUUGAGGAAGAAGAAGAGGAAGUUGAAGAUGAUUGUGAUGACUGCAUUGCCGAAACAAGGGAGAAGGCUAGUCUCGUGGUUAGGAGAGCAUUACAAGCACGUGUAGGAGAGGAUACUGCUCCCCAACGUCAACACAUUUUCAUCACUCGUUGCAAGGUUGGUGAAGAGGUAUGUGACUUAAUCAUAGAUGGGGGAAGUGAAGCUAAUACCGUGUCUAGAACCUUAGUGUCUAAACUUGGUCUUACUACCACUAAUCAUCCGCAGCCAUACAAGUUGAGUUGGUUAGAUUCUAAUGCUAGUACUGGAGUAAGGAAGCAAUGCAUGGUUUCUUUUUGUAUUGGUUCUUAUUGUGAUUCUCAAUUACCUUGGCAAACUGAUAAAAGGUCUAUGCAUGAUGGGUAUCAUAACACUUAUACCAUAGUUCAUGAAGGGAGGAAGAAAAAGUUACACCCUUUACCACCACCACGCUUUUCACCAUCACGAACACCACAAAAGGAAGUGUCAUUACUGUCUUUUAAAGAGUUUGAGAGGGAGUUGGAUGGUAAGGGAGAGUUGUACAUGUUAUACUCCAAAGAAAUCCACGAAAAAUUUGUUGCCCAAAAUCCAAAAUUAGCCAGUUUGAUUAGGGAUUUUGAAGAUGUUUUCCCGGACGAGUUACCUAAAGGACUACCACCCAUCAGAGGAAUUGAGCAUCAGAUUGAUCUCAUUCCCGGAGCACCCUUGCCUAAUAAGCCAGCCUAUAGAUGUAACCCUUUAGAAACUAAAGAGUUGCAACGUCAAAUUGAAGAGUUAAUGGGUAUGGGUUAUGUGCGUGAGUCCAUGAGUCCAUGUGCCGUACCUGCCUUGUUUCCAAUUCCAAGACUUGAUGACAUGCUUGAUGAAUUAAGUGGUUCCAAAAUAUUCUCAAAGGUGGAUUUGAGAAGUGGCUAUCAUCAGAUUCGUAUGAGGGGAGAAGGGGAGGAUGACCAAGAUGGUCAAAGGGUAAAUAUCCAUGAUCAAGAUGAAGAGGUUCAAAACGAUGCUAAUGUUCCAAGUAAUAGAGAAUUGUUUUUGUCCAAAGCAUUCUUUACUUCUAUACACGGUUUUGGCCCGAAGAGUUUAUCACAUGGUUACACUUCACUUAGUAUAAUCAACCUUGUUGAAGGCAUCAACUGA
Molecule: messenger RNA, 1668 nt
Organism: Chenopodium quinoa (quinoa)
Lineage: Eukaryota; Viridiplantae; Streptophyta; Magnoliopsida; Caryophyllales; Amaranthaceae
Exons: 4
Coding region: 1-1668 (555 amino acids)
Molecular function (GO): nucleic acid binding; zinc ion binding
Source: RefSeq, a predicted model, not a curated record